Messenger RNA from Rotaria sp. Silwood1, 1507 nucleotides. The record is from the annotation of a GenBank genome assembly. NCBI's taxonomy places the organism in Eukaryota, Metazoa, Rotifera, Eurotatoria, Philodinida, Philodinidae.
CUUUAAUUUGGUAUAAAAUACAUUUGUGAUAUCAUUGAUACUGUAGGUUGUAGAGGGAGAGACAAAAGUUAUGGGACACUGUAUUUUUAUCAUCAUCUAACAAUUGAAUAGAAAAAAAGAAUGUUAAAAUUUUUGAUUUGUUUUGAUUAUCAAUGAAAGUUGAAUUUUUGUUUUGUUUUAUUAAUUAUAGGUAAAAAAAUUAAAAUAUCUUAUUGUGAAGUGUAUGAUUAAUUAUGAUUUUCAAUUAUAUUAUUUGAAAUGGAUUUUGGAUAAUCUAAGUCAUGUUCGAAAAGUAAAACUUCGUCUUAAAAUUAAUGGAACUGGGAAAAAAGAUCCAGUGAUCAAUGAAUCACUUGUUGAUGCAAAUUUCGUUCGAUCUUAUGACGGACGUACGGAUCAAAAUAAAAAACGUGCAAGAUUGCUUGCUCAUCUUCUUUCAAUGCCUCUUCAGCUUAAUUAUCUUCGAAUCCAACAAUUUCAAUGGCUUCUGCAUGUUAUUGCAUACACAUCUGAUGAACUAUUGAAAAACGCAUUAAAGAAUGUUAGAUACGCGGAAUUUUGUCUUACUAGUUGUCAUUUUGGCUCAAACCAAUCGAUUGGUAUUGGAAAAUUUCUUGUACUUGUUCUUAGUAAUUAUAUGCCUCAGUUACAAGCAUUGCGUCUUUGGAGACCAGAUGAUUUUCCUUGGACAACUAGUAAGUGUAUUUCAAAUAAAAAAAACCUAAUUAGAACAAAUUCUCAAAUGUCUUUACAACACAUGCAUUAAUAUUUUGUGUUGUUUCAUUUAAAAAUCACAAUCAGGAGAUUAAUAUUAUUUGAACUAUUAUUUCUAUAAAAUAGUGGAAACUUUAAAUUAAAAAAAAUAUCAUAUUGAAAAAUUAUAUAGAUAGACUCUUGAAAGUUUUGUCAUUUUGAUUAAAUGUCUUUUGCAUUCAUCAGACUCGUUUAGUCAGAAAUAAAAUCAAGUGUUUUCCAAAUCUUUUUGUAAUAUAUUUUCUCAACUCUUUGUAAUGUGGGUGUGGGUGUGAGGUGUAGGGUGUGGGUGUGGGUGUGGGUGUGGGUGUGCAUGGUGUGGAUGUGGGCUGUGUCCUGGGUGUAGGGGUGUGUUGGUGGGGGGUGUGUUGGUGGGGGGUGUGUUGGUGGGUGUGUGAGGUGUGGGAGUGGGUGUGUUGUGUGUGGGUUGGGGUGUGGGAGCGGGUGGAUGUGAAUGUUGGUGUACCUGUGAGUGUGGAUGUGGAAGUGGAUAAUUGGAAGACUAUACCCACACCCGCACCCACACGCCCACACCCAAGAAAUGCUUGAUGAAGCCGUAGGAAAGAUCGGUAGUACAAAUGUAACAGCAUUUCAGGGUGAUGUGUGAAAUAUGACUGAUCCUGACAAUCUGUAUAACGUCAUUCAAAAAGAGAAAGGUUGCCUGAAUGUUGUCGUUGGCAAUGCAGGUAUCAGCCCGCUUGCACCUCUAGAGUCAAUUACCGAACAACAAUUUGAUGAUACAUUAAAAAUCAAU